This is a messenger RNA of Elephantulus edwardii (Cape elephant shrew), 1351 nucleotides long. It is a transcript of the gene GPR83, whose product is annotated as G protein-coupled receptor 83. Gene Ontology annotation, biological process: neuropeptide signaling pathway. Bases 104 to 1351 code for a protein of 415 amino acids. Gene Ontology annotation, cellular component: membrane. Lineage: Eukaryota; Metazoa; Chordata; Mammalia; Macroscelidea; Macroscelididae. Gene Ontology annotation, molecular function: neuropeptide Y receptor activity. The transcript is spliced from 5 exons. The record is from RefSeq and is a predicted model, not a curated record.
UGCUGUGGGACACGGGCUCCGGCUGCGUGCGCUCCGCCCGGAGCUCCCUCUCCGCGUGCGCACGCUGCUGCCCACCGCCCCUGCGACCAGUGGCCCCUGCAAAAUGCUCCCCCACUUCAUGCUGCUCUGCCUCCUGCCCUGGGCGCAAGCCGGGAGCCACGGGGACAACCUGAGCCUGGAGGCGACGCUGGCCGCGCCCAACGCCUCACACUUCUUCCCCUGGAACAACUACACCUUCUCUGACUGGCAGAACUUUGUGGGCAGGAGACGCUACGGGGCCGAGUCCCAGAACCCCACGGUGAAGGCGCUGCUCAUCGUCGCUUACUCCUUCAUCAUCGUCUUCUCGCUCUUUGGGAACGUCCUGGUCUGUCAUGUCAUCUUCAAGAACCAGAGGAUGCACUCGGCCACCAGCCUCUUCAUCGUCAACCUGGCGGUCGCGGACAUCAUGAUCACGCUCCUCAACACGCCCUUCACUUUGGUCCGCUUUGUGAACAGCACGUGGGUGUUCGGGAAGGGCAUGUGCCACGUCAGCCGCUUCGCCCAGUACUGCUCGCUGCACGUCUCAGCCCUGACAUUGACGGCCAUUGCUGUGGACCGCCACCAGGUCAUCAUGCAUCCGCUGAAACCCCGGAUCUCAAUCACAAAAGGUAUCAUCUACAUCGCUGUCAUCUGGACUAUGGCUACGUUCUUUUCACUCCCUCAUGCCAUCUGCCAGAAAUUAUUUACCUUCAAGUACAGUGAGGACAUCGUCCGCUCCCUGUGCCUGCCAGACUUCCCUGAGCCAGCUGACCUCUUCUGGAAGUACCUGGACCUGGCCACCUUCAUCCUGCUCUACAUCCUCCCUCUCCUCAUCAUCUCAGUGGCCUACGCACGAGUGGCCAAGAAGCUGUGGUUGUGCAACACCAUCGGUGACGUGACCACGGAGCAGUACCUGGCUCUACGGCGUAAGAAGAAGAAGACCAUCAAGAUGCUGAUGCUGGUGGUGGUCCUUUUUGCCCUCUGCUGGUUCCCCCUUAACUGCUACGUCCUCCUGCUGUCCAGCAAGGUCAUCCGCACCAACAAUGCCAUCUACUUUGCCUUCCACUGGUUCGCCAUGAGCAGUACCUGCUACAACCCCUUCAUUUACUGCUGGCUCAACGAGAACUUCCGCGUCGAGCUGAAGGCAUUACUGAGCAUGUGCCAAAGGCUGCCCAAGCCUCCGGAGGACAGGCCGCCCUCCCCUGUUCCUUCUUUCCGGGUGGCUUGGACUGAGAAGGGCAAUGGCCGGAGGGCCCCCCUCUUGCCCUCCUCACAUCUCCAGUCUGGGAAGACAGAUCUGUUGUCUGUGGAGCCCAUUGUGGCUGUCAAUUAG